UUCACUUGUAUCUCCUGAGUAAAGAGGGGAAAAAAAGAAAAAAAAAGGAACUCAUUUUUUUUAGAGACUUCAGUCGGUUUCAGGCAACGAGAGAGAGAAGAUGCAGAGAGGGCUCCAGGAUAAGGAUAGGGUUUCGAAUCAUGGAUUCGCCUGAAAACAACCGGAUCGUCACUACAUCAUCAUCAUCUCCCCCCGUUCAAGAUUCUCCCUUCUUCAAUUACCUUAGCAAUCUGUCACCUAUAAAGACAGUCAAGACUGUACGUGUUGCACAAGGGUUUUCAGAGAUUAAUUUUUCUGCUCCAGCACCUGUUUUUACCUCACCUCGCAUCAAUACUAAGCGUGAAGCAAGCUUCCUGAAGAGGCCCCAAUAUUUUCACUCAUCAAAUACAGAGUUUUCUCAGAAUGAUGAUAGAGUCAAGAUGCUUAUAGCAAGUUCAGAUGUGUCUGGACCAUCUAUUACUGAACCAAUGGUUGAUAUAAGCAAUAAUAUUCAGAAAAAAUGUGAUAGCAAUGACUCUCCACAGGUUCAUUCAUGCAGUCCUUCAGGGUACAUUGAUGAAUAUCUGGCUGAUCAUGUGGAUGCGGAUUCUCCAAAUUCAGCUGAUUCACAUUUGAAACAAUCUAAUGAUACACCUCAACAAAUACAAAAUCAAUGUACCAGCUCAGAAGAAACUGUCGUAAAGUCUGACAUUGAGAUUGAUGCCAAGAAAGAUACAGAUUCUAGAGCUUUGGCAUGUGAGACCUCUUUAGAGAAAAGUGGAAGGAACUAUCUAGGGAGGUCAUUGUUGCCUAUUAAAUUAGUUGAAACCAAAGACAAACAAAAAGAUGCUGAAAGGUUGUCCAAUGAGUCUCCAUGUUUAUUGUCCGAGCAAGUCAAUGAUUUUGUUGAAUCAGAUUUGUCUCCUGAACUUGCUUCUGCUACAGAGAACGAUGAAAACUUAGUGGACCAGGUUUCUACAGAAUCUACCUUCAUAAAAUCAAAGAAAACGGAGCAUGAAACUGUGGGUCUUGAGUCUCUUGACAAUGAAAGGUCUACUUUGUCCAUAAGUGUUUGUCACAAUAAAUCUCAAAAAGUUAAGCUGCAGAAUACGGAGGUGAGGAAACAGGACAAAUGGGAUUGUACUACUGAGGUGCUGAAUGAAUCAUUGCAUAUUGCUCAGGCAGAUGAAGAUCAUGAUAAGAACUCAGGAGUAAUAUCAAGGAGAUCUUUUGAGAAAAAGAUGCCACAAGAUCUUGAGGCUGCCAGUCAAAACCGUGGCACCCGUAGGCGUUGCCUUCAAUUUGAGGCAGCUGAGGCUCAAAGGAACAUUCUUGGGACCAGCCAUAGUUGCAACUCGGAGAACAGUAUGGACAAUUUGCAGUUACCUGCUAUUUUGGAGAUUCUGGAUUCAUCUCAUCUCAAAUCAAGUGCGACUUCUAGCAUGAGGCAACCGGUCAAGUUAUCCCAGCCUAUAACUUCCAGGUUGUCUCGUUGUGCAGUUGAAAAUACAGAAGCCCAUGUAGAUAAUGUUGAUAGAUUUGUUCAAAAGAGUGGAAAUGCUCUCUUGUCUGUUCCUAGGCCAUCUGGUAUUGGCUUGCACCUAAAUAGCAUUGUUAAUGCUGCUGCGAUGGGCUCUAGUGCAACUGCAAGCAUGAAAUUCACUGAAAGGGAACAUCCUAGAAUAUUAGAGGCGAAGUCAGAGGCUGUUAUUGACCACCACUUACCCGAAGACUCAAAGAUGAUCUCUCUUGCAACAAAUACAGUUGAGAACUUUUCAGCUAAUACUUCUGAUGAUCAACAAGAAAGUCUGGCUAUAGUGGUGGUCCCUUCACAGAAGUUGAAGGUUGCUGAGCAUCACAUGACUCCUGAUGCGAAAAGGUCUGCCUCAGAGAAUGCUGAUAGGUUUGAGGAGAUAAACCAACUGAGCCCCAAAAAGAAGAGGAAGAGGGCAUCACACACAAUUGAGAAGGAGGGUUGCAAGCGUUGCAAUUGUAAGAGGUCAAAAUGCUUGAAACUUUACUGUGAGUGCUUUGCAGCUGGAGUAUAUUGUGCAGAACCUUGUGCAUGCCUAGAGUGUUUCAACAAGCCUGAGUAUGAGGACACAGUUCUUGGGACCCGACAACAGAUUGAAUCCCGCAACCCACUUGCAUUCGCUCCAAAGAUUGUACGGCAUGUGACUGAAUCUCCAGCAAACACUGGGGAAGACGGUAACAGGAUGACACCAUCUUCUGCCAGGCACAAAAGAGGAUGUAACUGCAAGAAAUCAAUGUGUCUAAAAAAGUAUUGUGAGUGCUAUCAGGCUGGUGUUGGAUGCUCUGAUGGAUGCCGAUGUGAGGGGUGCAAAAAUGUUUUUGGUGUGAAGGAAGGAUAUGGUGAAAUCACAGAAAUGGUAUACAAAAGGGCUGGAGAAAGAUGGGAGGAUACAUCUAGUGAGAAGCUGGAUAAGGAGACAAUACAUGAUAUUUUAGACCCGGAGCAGUUUCAUCCACACAACCUAUCACCCCUCACACCAUCAUUUCAGUACUCAAGCCAUGGGAAAGAUGCAUCAAAAUCCAGGCUUCCUGCUAUAAGAUGUCUCCCCUCACCAGAAUCUGAUUCAAUUGUUUUAUCAUCUUACGGAAAGUCCCCGGUAUCUCCACUAAAAUCAAACAGCAAUGAAAGAAGACAAAAAAUGAGUGGAGACAAUUUCUCAACCUCUUCAGUUUCAUCCAAUUCCAGAGACUGUACCAAGGUUUCAAGAACCCAACUAUGUCAUGGAAGUGGCCGUUUGUCAGCAAUAGGUUCCCUUCGAUGGCGGAGUUCACCGAUCACUCCUAUUUCUAGGUUAGGUGGCUGUGAGCUACCCCAAGAGUCUGAUUCUGAUAACAGGCUAUUUGACAUCCUGGAGGAUGACACACCUGAUAUACUGAAGGACACUCGGACACCCAUCAAGGCAGUGAAAGCAAGCUCCCCGAAUCAGAAGCGAGUUUCUCCUCCUCACAGUCGCUUGCAUGAGUUGAGGUCAAGCUCUUCUCCUGGCUUGAAAAGUGGGCGCAAGUUCAUAUUGCAGGCUGUACCUUCAUUUCCUCCUCUUACUCCAUAUAGUGAACCUAAAUGUAGUGGCACUGGAAAGUGAGUUAUGCACAUGAGAUGAGGGUCCUGUAGGUUAUUAUAGUUUGGGUAGCCAGGCAAUGGUUGAACUCAGAAUGGCAUCAUUUACAACAAGGAACUGCAGCAUUUCAAACAUCAAAGAAUGGUAGUAGGACUGGAUACCAGCAGCACUUGUAAACUUCCCCAUAUUUAUCAAUAGUGCUCUGUGCUUGUUUUAUCAGCAAGGAAAAUGGUAACUCAUGUAGACAAUUGUCCAAAAGUUUAAUGUGCUAGAGUGGGCAAAUAUGGUGACAGUGCAAGUAUCAUCAUUUGUCAACCAUUUUUUUCCUGUUAUUGUCCUUGAUAUUGUUUUUUCUUCAUUCGGACGUUUAUUUGUUGAUUUGCUUCCUUCUCGCUGAUGAAAGAGAUAGACUAAUUUUCAUGAAGUUAGUCCUCAUGCCUUGGGUGGUCAAAAUAAAUUCUCAUUUUAAGCUCAAACAUUUAUAUUCUUUUA
Nelumbo nucifera (sacred lotus) is the source of this 3563-nucleotide messenger RNA. RefSeq lists its product as uncharacterized. Gene Ontology annotation, molecular function: DNA-binding transcription factor activity. NCBI's taxonomy places the organism in Eukaryota, Viridiplantae, Streptophyta, Magnoliopsida, Proteales, Nelumbonaceae. The record is from RefSeq and is a predicted model, not a curated record.